This is a messenger RNA of Cottoperca gobio, 2148 nucleotides long. It is a transcript of the gene hsd17b7, whose product is annotated as hydroxysteroid (17-beta) dehydrogenase 7. Gene Ontology annotation, biological process: cholesterol biosynthetic process. The transcript has 9 exons. Gene Ontology annotation, cellular component: endoplasmic reticulum membrane. The record is from RefSeq and is a predicted model, not a curated record. NCBI's taxonomy places the organism in Eukaryota, Metazoa, Chordata, Actinopteri, Perciformes, Bovichtidae. Gene Ontology annotation, molecular function: 5-alpha-androstane-3-beta,17-beta-diol dehydrogenase (NADP+) activity; 3-beta-hydroxysteroid 3-dehydrogenase (NADP+) activity; estradiol 17-beta-dehydrogenase [NAD(P)+] activity. The coding region runs from base 90 to 1178 and encodes 362 amino acids.
ACUACACACCCUGUUGCUUUGAAACAACAUUUGGUAGGACGUGUUGUGUUUUCUGUAUGCAGUUUUGUUUCUAGUUUGGACCAGAAAAGAUGAAUAAGGUGGUUUUGGUGACGGGAGCAAAUAGUGGCAUUGGCCUGGCGCUGUGUGAGCGUCUCCUGCAGGACACGGAGGGUCUCCAGCUGUGUCUGGCCUGCAGGAACAUGCAGCGGGCUCAGGCUGCUCGCUCUGCCCUCCUCACCUCUCACCCCACAGCCAAUGUGGCCUUGCUGCAGAUGGACACCAGCAGCAUCUCCUCCGUCCUCACUGCUGCACAGGAGGUCAAACUCAGGUACAACCGGCUGGACUGUCUUUACCUGAAUGCAGGCAUCAUGCCUAACCCACAGUUUGAUGUAAAUGCAUUUUUCAAAGGCCUCUUCUCCAGCCGUAUUGUCACCAUGUUUGCCACUGGUGAGGGGAUUCUGACGCAGAAGGACUGUGUCACCCCUGAUGGCCUGCAAGAAAUUUUCAUGACAAACCUCUUUGGUCACUUUCUACUAAUCAGGGAGCUGGAACCAGUUCUGUGCCAUGCGGGCCAGACAUCCCAGCUGAUCUGGACCUCCUCCAGUAACGCUCACCGCUCAGCUUUUAACCUUGAAGACAUGCAGCACCAGAGAGGCACACAACCUUAUAGCUCCUCCAAAUAUGCCUCCGACCUGCUCAGCCUGGCGCUCAACACACACUACAACAAACAGGGUUUGUACUCGUCUGUCAUUUGUCCUGGUUUUGUGAUAACCAAGCUGACCUGCGGUAUCCUACCCUCCAUCCCGGCCUUCCUCUGGACCCUGCUGAUGCCCGUCCUUUGGCUUAUAAGGAUGUUCACCAAUAAUUUCACCCUGGCCCCUUAUAAUGGAGCUGAAGCCCUGUUCUGGCUAUUUAAGCAAAAGCCUGAAUCACUGGACCCACAAGCCAAGUAUCAAAGCUUAACAUCUGGGCUAGGCAACAACUACAUACAGCCACGCAAGAUGGAUAUUGAUUUGGACACAUCAGAUGCUUUGUUCAAGAAAUUACUGCAACUAGAAAGUGAAGUAAGAAAGAAAUUGAAGGGAAACAAAAAUAAUCCCAUUAAAUCCACAGUAGUCCUGCAGGACCUGGAUCAUCUUGAUUCAGAUCACACAAUUCUGGGAUGCAGAGUAUUUUAAUCCUGUCUGGUGACCUGGGAGCAGCACUCUAACAAAAAUAGCUGUGUCCUCUGCCUGACACAGCAACGUGCAAGCCUGAAUUCACAGCGCAAAUAAACAAGUUACAGUGAUUUUUAUAAGCAUGAAGUACAAUGUCUGUUAUAGGACACAGAAACAGAAUGAUAUAUGUUGUGAUGAUUUAACAAUAACAUUGAGCAUUGCCUGUUCUCAUCCACUUUUAUCCAUGUGAUUUUAAGUCCAUUCACUCCUUAAAGGAUGAUAUUAUAUGAGGUGAACACACACGUGCAGACAUGGAUGGUAAAGCUAGGUCACCAACUUUUCCUGUGUGGCCCAGGAGGGACUAUGUCCAGUUUGGUUGAUAAUUCCAUGAUCCUCACGGCAAAAAGCAUUGCAGUCUGACAGCAGACUAUCAGUAUCGUCCCAAAAGUUUACAUAAGUGUUCUGCGUGAGCCCCUGUGCGGUGUACGGCGGUGCUGGCAGAUGCGUACAGACGCACCUGAAAUCCCGCUCUGGAGGAUUGGGAGCGCUAACCCAGCAGUCGUCCCCGUGUUCCGCUGCUUGUUUCCCAGCCCCACACUCUUCCUCUGCUCCGCUCAGUUUCGGAUUGCAAAAAGCCCACACCAUCCCGCAGAAAUAGACGAAAAACGUGCCCAUGACCAUGACCAUGAGCGCGUAGGACUCUAUCAUGGCUUUGGUGACUGGAGAUGUCAUUUUCGGAUACGCAGAAAUAAAAAGUUGCCAAAGUGCGUUCGCGAGGGACUGUCGCUUUGGCAUCAUCCGGUGGGUUGAACCACUUCAGCGAUAUCAGUAACGUGAGACAGGAGCAAAAAAUAAGUGACUGCUUUUGUUGCCUCUUUUCUUCUUAAACUAAAUGUACACUAUAAGUUACCAUCACGACAGCAAAUGUCAAAAUGUAUGUGGAACACACCCAUUUUAUGUUAUUAAAUAAAAUUGUAAUUCUUCUUUGUAA